AUGUGGUUAGCAAUUAAAAAUGCAAUAAAAAAAGCCCGAAACCCCUCCUUGCCAGUCGCUAUCCUGAGCGCCGCCGCCGCCCGCCGCAGCGUCCUCCACCCAGCGCCGGCGUCUGCUGGCACCUUGGUGGGGAGCAGCUGUCGAUGAGGAGUUGCUCUUCUUCUUCAUCUCUCCGUGGGAUUUCCAGAGCGGCGUGGAGGUGCGCGGGGGCCGGGUCUCCGAGUCUGACCGGCGGCCACCACUACCACAGCCAGCGGUACCUUCCCCUCAGGCCAGGUCCUCCCGCGCCGCCCAUUGCACUUGGCCUUGUUCAGCGCUUCUUCUUUUCCUCAUCCUCAUCCUCAUCCUCAUCCAAGCGCCCCGCCAAGAGAUCCGCGGCAAAGAAGGCCGCCCUGAUGGACGCUGCCGGUGGCGACCCGUUCUAUGUCGUCCGGAAGGGGGACGUUAUCGGCAUCUACAAGAACCUCGCCGACUGCCAAGCUCAAGUCAGCAAUUCGGUUUGCGAUCCUCCUGUCACUGUGUACAAAGGCUACUCUCUGCGUAAAGAAACCGAGGAGCAUCUCGCUGCACGGGGGUUAAAGCAUGCUAUGUAUUCCAUCAAUUCAGCAGAUGCAAGAGAUGAAUUGUUUGAUGAUCUGGUGCCCUGCCCUUUCCAGCAACCUGAUGGGACUGCAUCCUCUACUUUGAAAAGGCCACAGGAGAUGGAAACCGGACCAUCAAAGAAGCAUCCCAAAGUUGCUGAACAAGAACCAUUACCUGAUAAUCAUCUGUCUUGCAUUCUUGAAUUUGAUGGUGCUUGUAAAGGAAACCCUGGGAAGUCAGGUGCUGGUGUAGUAGUAAGGCGGCCAGAUGGAUCUGUCAUUGCUCACUUACGUGAGGGUUUGGGUAUUGCAACGAAUAACGCUGCUGAAUACCGCGCAUUGCUCCUGGGGCUGAGAUAUGCUGCCAAGAAGGGAUUCAAGUAUAUUCGUGCUCAGGGCGAUUCUAAGCUUGUCUGUUACCAGGUCCAAGAUCUCUGGCGUGUUAAGAAUGAUAAUAUGGCUGACUUGUGCAAGAAAGUUAAAGAGCUGAAGGGACAGUUUCUUUCAUUUCAACUCAACCAUGUUUUGAGGGAAUUUAACGCGGACGCGGAUGCCCAAGCUAACUUUGCUGUUGAACUUCCUGUUGGUGAAAUUCAAGAGCAGUCAAACUUCCCCUGCUAGCUAGUUGAAAGUAGUCCAUGUUUUAUUUGGUGCGACGGAAGCUUACUAUGUACUCCAUUUGACAGAAAGAUGCGAGAGCGAGAGCGUUGUUUAUAGACGAUGAGACGGCCAGCGUGUGAUUUGCAGUGGACGUGCAUGGUGGUGGGCCUGGAAUCGGGAUUAAAGCGCGAGAAGCUGAGGGAACUGUUGAGUUGAUUGUGCGGAUGAGUAGCCUGGCAGUCACUUGGUGAUGAUACUCUUUUGCUUAUGUUGAAUGGUAACUCCAGUAGAAGAUAGUACUACUCCAUUGUGUUUAGCUGGAAAUUAAUUAAGGGGAAAUAUGACGUAUGAUUUAUGUGCUUAAUACUGCCUUAAUUUAGGCCGAUGAUUCUGUUGUGAGCUGCGGAAACAGUUUGAUGCAAGUAGUUUCUCGAAAAGAGAAUACUGGAGUAGCACUAUUUGGCAGUUGACAGCAGUUAAAGUAGGUGAAGGAAGAGUGAGCCUGGCUUGUUUACGUACUGGCAAUAUUAUUGUUUUCUCUCUUUCUCGCUCUGAAGAAGCAUUGAGGGAGAUAUUA
Messenger RNA from Brachypodium distachyon (stiff brome), 1758 nucleotides. RefSeq lists its product as uncharacterized. Bases 144 to 1202 code for a protein of 352 amino acids. The record is from RefSeq and is a predicted model, not a curated record. Gene Ontology annotation, molecular function: RNA-DNA hybrid ribonuclease activity; nucleic acid binding. The transcript has 9 exons. NCBI's taxonomy places the organism in Eukaryota, Viridiplantae, Streptophyta, Magnoliopsida, Poales, Poaceae.